GUCUUAUUGAAGCAUGAGGUUUAGCAGCAUGCUUAUCCCCAUCAUCUCUACCUUUCUAUUAACAAUUGGCCGCUUACUUCCCAUCAAUGUGGACCGUUUCCCUAUUUUUCGUCAACGAACAGUAAUAGACGACCAACCAGACGGCUCAUGCCCGACAAACCCUCCUUUAUCAACAACUGAACGGACCGUCUUCGGCAUUUGGGGAUGCGUUAUCUACGGCUACCCCUCAACUGGCGGGGUUCUUAGAAAAGACGCUGACCUUGUUGAUAUGCUUUUCCUAUCACUCCCCGCUCUCACGGAGGAUUGGGUUGAGGUGCAGCUUGACGGGAGGGAGAUGACUGAGGAAGAAGCAAAGGUGGUGGAGUUUGGUUGGCCAACGGAUGGAGUGGGCGUAUGGGUGUUGAGGUUUGCAAGUGCUGAACAACUACCAAGGGAUUUUGGGAGAAUGCGUUUAGCAAUGAAUAUGGAGGAGAAGAUACAGAUCAUGAGAGAGUAUGGCGCUACGUUUGUGGAAGAUGUCACGCAGGUGGAGGAACUUCAUGAUACGUUUUGA
Aspergillus novofumigatus IBT 16806 is the source of this 553-nucleotide messenger RNA. RefSeq lists its product as uncharacterized. NCBI's taxonomy places the organism in Eukaryota, Fungi, Ascomycota, Eurotiomycetes, Eurotiales, Aspergillaceae. The record is from RefSeq and is a predicted model, not a curated record. The coding region runs from base 14 to 553 and encodes 179 amino acids. The transcript has 2 exons.